Serpula lacrymans var. lacrymans S7.9 is the source of this 1536-nucleotide messenger RNA. RefSeq lists its product as uncharacterized. The transcript has 15 exons. The coding region runs from base 1 to 1536 and encodes 511 amino acids. NCBI's taxonomy places the organism in Eukaryota, Fungi, Basidiomycota, Agaricomycetes, Boletales, Serpulaceae. The record is from RefSeq and is a predicted model, not a curated record. Gene Ontology annotation, molecular function: hydrolase activity, acting on carbon-nitrogen (but not peptide) bonds.
AUGGCUUCCACUGAUGUUCAGCGUGUCGUUCCUCAUUCGGCCUUCAAUUUUGAUCCAGCAGCUGCACCUCCAACAAGCAAAUGGGUGCCUCCACGCUGGAUGAUGCUGCACGAGAGUGCUCCUCAAACGCCCAAGCAUCCUGACCUCAAUGGCUUGGGCGAGCCAUGGGACCCUCGCCGACCCGUGUUUAGAGGUAUCAACUUGACAAAGCCUGAUCCUCGUAUCAAAGUUCCGAGCCUUGAAAUUGCGUCAGGCAGCGAUAACACAGUCAUCGCGUUUGUUGACGUCAAUAUUCUGGACUCGACUGGCAGAGAACCCUACCCUGGAGAUGUAUUAGUCAGGGGUAAACGUAUCGUUAGCGUUGGCGAUAAACUAUCGCCAGAGGUAUUAAAAACCGCCAAGGUUUAUCAAGGGAACGGCAGGACUCUUAUGAGUGGUCUCUGUGACGCUCACACGCAUUUCACUUGGACUAAUGCCGAUUCGCUGGAUGGCCUUGCAGAAAUGGAAACCGAAGAACACACAUUAUUCACCGCUCGCAGUGCUCGGACGUUCCUCGACUGUGGUUAUACUAUGUGUUUGGGUGCUGCGUCUGCUAAACAGCGCCUGGACAUGGUCAUCCGAAAUGCAAUCAAUGCUGGUGAAAUUCCUGGUCCACGCUCUCUUGCUAAUGGACAAGAAAUGGCCCCUGCCGAUGGCGCACUCAUCCCCGGGAUCACGAAGUUCGUUGACUGUCCAGAUGACAUUGUGGCAACCGUAGACAAAAUGGCAAAAGAAGGUGUCGACUCGGUCAAGUUCUCCAUGAGUGGCGAGGAAAUCUUAGAGAAUCUGAGAGCAGAAGACACCACAUUCCCUGACGAUAUGGUUGCAGCUGGUGUGGAGGCUGCUCAUGCUAAUGGCAUCCGUGUUUGCUCUCACGCGCGUUCUGAUGAGUCGAUCAUUCAGUGCUUGCAAUAUGGCAUUGAUAUUAUCUACCACGCAUCGUUUGUCUCUGAUUCUACAAUGUAUGCUCUAGAGGCGCAGAAGGAUCGCAUCUUCGUUGCACCUGCGCUCAACUUUCCCUAUGCUACCAUUCAUGAAGCUGAGGCUAUGGGGUACCCUGUACCGAAGGCAGAGUACAACGGAUAUGCUAGAGAGAUCGAGGUUGCAAUUGCAGGACUAAAGGAGAUGAAAAAGAGGGGUAUUAAGGUUUUACCUGGGGGAGACUAUGGAUUUGCCCGGACACCACAUGGCACAUAUCGUGACAUGGAACACUUCGUCAACCUCCUUGACUUCACGCCAAUGGAGGCCAUUCUUUCUGCGACGGCUCUUGGUGGAGAAAUAAUGCUUCAUCCCCACGAGCUAGGAAAAGUCCAGCCUGGAUAUUAUGCAGAUCUUUUGCUCGUUAAUGGAAAUCCACUUGAUGACAUUUCCAUACUAUCGCACAAGGAGAAUCUAGAUAUCAUUCUUAUCAAUGGUUGCAUUCACAAGGAUGUAACGAACGACCCUUCUCUUCAAUACGAAGCUGAGAAAAGUCUUGUUAAUGGGGAUCGUAGUUGA